Molecule: messenger RNA, 207 nt
Organism: Clunio marinus
Lineage: Eukaryota; Metazoa; Arthropoda; Insecta; Diptera; Chironomidae
Source: the annotation of a GenBank genome assembly
GAAAAACGAUAAAGCGCAGCUGGGAAUUGCAGAACAAUAUAUCAUAUAUUAAUGUAAAAUUAAAUGGUUUUAAUUAUUCCCAAGAUGGAAAUAAUCAUUAACCGAAUGAGUGGAAAUAAUUACACCGCAAUAAUUGAGAUUUGUGGAGUUUUAUCGAUGUAACAUUUAAAAAAAUCUCCCAAUAAUAAUCAUAUAAUCAAGUGGAGA